This is a messenger RNA of Dentiscutata erythropus, 596 nucleotides long. NCBI's taxonomy places the organism in Eukaryota, Fungi, Glomeromycota, Glomeromycetes, Diversisporales, Gigasporaceae. The record is from the annotation of a GenBank genome assembly.
AAGGUUCUCUUCACUCGACCGAAGAUUAUGUAAAUGCGUUGAAAUCUUUAAUCAAUAUUUCCGAGGUAGAAACUUAUUUGAAAACACAAGUUUUAAUAGCACCUAUGGAUUAUCCUGGACAACUACAUAUAUGGCGUGCCAUCACUCAUCUCCUUAAAUCUCAAGAUUCUUCUGGAAUUCCGGAGCAGGUUUUACAUAUCAUUCUAAUGAUUGGACCUUUGUAUAUAUCCUUAAAUAGUCGUGAGACAGUGUUUCUUUUAAAUUAUGAUUUUUUUGAUUUACUUUUUUAUGCAGUCUUUGGUCGUAAUAAGAUUUUGGCAAAAAAGCCAAAACCUUAUAAGAUUAAUUUAAUUUUAGAAAUAGCAUAUCAGGGAUGGUCUCGGGUCUGUUCUAUAGUGAUGCAGAAAUUCGAACAUUCUAAAGAUCCCGAAGUUCGAUACCUUAUUAAUUUAUUGGAUAAUGUUGUCUCAUUGGUUUUAGAAUUUUACUCAUUAUCUUUUGCAGCAGAAAUUGGGAAGCAUAUAUUGAAGCAAUGUUUCGCGUUUGGUCCGUUUUUCAUCAAUAUCAACGAAGACAUUAUAAUAAAUUACCAGUAA